Molecule: messenger RNA, 701 nt
Organism: Arabidopsis arenosa
Lineage: Eukaryota; Viridiplantae; Streptophyta; Magnoliopsida; Brassicales; Brassicaceae
Source: the annotation of a GenBank genome assembly
AUAUAUGUCCAAUCCACGCAGACACGCAGGGAGAACGCAUGAAGCUCAUCCCAGAGCUCCUCAGCUCUUCUCCGAGCUCUUCAGCUCGUCCCAGAGCUGCUCAGCUCUUCUCCGAGCUCCCCGGCUUGUCCCAGGGCUCCUCCGCUCGUCCAAGAGCUCCUCAGCUUUCCUCUGAGCUCGUCCGCUCGUCCCAGAGCUCCUCCGCUAUUUUCUGCGCUCCUCGGCUCGUCCCAGAGCUCCUCAGCUGUGGUGGUUUCUCUGAGCAUAAGCAUCGAGGCUUGGUGGCGGUGGUGCAAAGCGUCUCGGCUCUGGAAGCUAGGAAGCAAGUUGAGCCUCUUGUCGUGAUUAACCUCCAGAUGCUCUUCCCUGAGGUGUUGUGGUUGCUCCAAGGACGGCAACCUGGUUCUUGUGAGGAGUGUUUCCGUCGAAGUUUCCGGCAGGUGAGGCUCCAUUCCCUUGUCUUUGGUCACGGCGGAGCCGUCGUAAUGGUAAGGUGAGUUGUCUUCGUCCGUUUUUUUUUCUCCGGUGUGAGUAGGUCGGCGGCUUCAUUGGGCGAUGCUUCCCUGUUUGGUCUCUUUGCAAAGGUCUUUAUCUGGGUUCUUUUCAUGGUGUUGGUUUCUCCGGUCGAUCGUGCUUCGUCUGAGUAGGGACUCGUUAGAUCUUGGCCAGGAUCCGACGAGUGCGGACACCGUUUUUUUUAU